UCCUAAGGAUCCCGAAUAGCACUAACCUGAAAGUCAACCUACUCCAUUCUGCCAUAGCAACGUGAUUAUUUUCAGUCGUAUGUUCUCUUCAUUGUAAUUAUUAUUAUUAUUAUUAUUAUAUGUUUUUUACUUAUUCAUACAUGAACUGCACAUCGUGUGGAGGCGUCUUUUCAGUUCAAUUACAAACGAUAGAGGCUGGCAAGAUAAUUUCAACGCUAACACAUUGAACGUAGCUAGCUAAGCUAACUAGCCGCUUUGACAGGACGUUACACCAUGGAGCCCGAAGCACAAAUACGAAACCUACGGGACUUUCUGAUGGUCUACAACCGUAUGACAGAGAUCUGUUUCCAGAGAUGCACCAGUAACUUCAACUACAGAAGUCUCACCAUGGACGAGGAGCGCUGUGCAGACAGCUGUGCCGGGAAGUUGAUCCGCUCUAACCACCGUCUGAUGGGGACCUAUGUCAACCUGAUGCCUGGGAUGGUGCAACGCCGCAUGGCUGAGAUGGAGAAGAAGAACGCUGAGCUGGUCACAGCAGAGGCUGAGGCUGUAGGUGCGCUGGAGGGGACGACUAACUUGGCUGAUCGAGGUCUACCUAUAGUCUCGACCGGGGGUAAAACCUCCGCUUCUGCCUUGGGGACAGGUGAGGCUGUGAUGGCUUCAGAGGUAUCAGUGAUGGCUGCAUCGGUCUUAAAGCCUGCUGUUUUAGAUUUCUCUGCAGAUCUGGGUCCAGCUGCCUCACCCGCCACUCCAGAACCAGAACCACUGGUGCUUUCCUCUCUCUCCCAGGCUGUGAGUGGAGUAGGGCUCACCAGGCUGACUUCAGGCCCAGUUUUAGAGUCGUCCCCUGUUAAAUGUGAUCAAUCCACGGUCACUGCUUCUCCUAGUGCAGCACCAAGUGGUCCCCACCAUAGUAGAUAACCAGGCACCAGGAAUGUUAGUUCCGCCCACAUUUACACAUCUGGUGCCUGAAGAGGCGACACCAGCGCCUACAGUAGAGGUUCCUAUGGUAACACAGAGAUCCACCCCCAGCCCUAACCCCACCCCUAGUCUACCCCCAGCCCUAACCCCGCCCCUAGCCCCACCCCCAGCCCUAACCCCAGCCAUAACCCCACCCCCAGCC
This is a messenger RNA of Salmo salar (Atlantic salmon), 1123 nucleotides long. It is a transcript of the gene timm10b, whose product is annotated as translocase of inner mitochondrial membrane 10 homolog B (yeast). Lineage: Eukaryota; Metazoa; Chordata; Actinopteri; Salmoniformes; Salmonidae. The record is from RefSeq and is a predicted model, not a curated record.